This is a messenger RNA of Dictyostelium discoideum AX4, 1608 nucleotides long. RefSeq lists its product as hypothetical. The transcript is spliced from 3 exons. Gene Ontology annotation, cellular component: endoplasmic reticulum membrane. The record is from RefSeq and is a predicted model, not a curated record. Lineage: Eukaryota; Evosea; Eumycetozoa; Dictyosteliales; Dictyosteliaceae. Bases 1 to 1608 code for a protein of 535 amino acids.
AUGAACUUUUUCAAGAGUAACAGUAACAGUAACAGUGAUACUAGUAGUAGCAGUAGUAAUAAUACAUCAAAUGAUAUAAAACCAGAAAAAAAAGAUUAUAAACAUAUAGAUGAUCCAUUUCGUAUUCAUAGAUUAACUUGCGAAAAUAAUAUUGAAGAAAUUAAGAAAUAUUUAGAUAGUGAACCAUAUUAUAAAGAGUUUAUUGAUAUUAGAGAUACCCAUGGUUAUUCAGCUUCUCAUUAUGCAGCACAUUUUGGACAUAAAAAUAUUAUCGAAUUAUUAUUAAAAUAUGGGGCAGAUCCAACUAAAAAGAGCGCUGCAGGUUGGUCAGUAAUUCAGGAAGCAUGUGGAAGAAAAGAUAGAGAAAUUGUAACAUUACUAUUACAACAAAUAAAGAAUAAAAUUGAAAAUGAAUUCACAAAAAGAAUGCCAAUAUUAGUUUCAGCACUUGAAAAUAUACCAGAUUUUGAAAUGGAAUUAAAAUGGGAAGUUAAAAGUUGGGUACCAUUAGUAACUAGAUUUUGUCCAUAUGAUACUUAUAAAAUUUAUAAACAAGGAUCAUCAUUUAGAGUUGAUACAUCAAUUAUUGGAAUGGAUGGUAUUAAAUUCAUUAGAGGGGAUUUAUCAUUUUUAUAUAAAUCUCAAAGACUAUUUUCAAUGGAUAAUAUAAAACAUACAUAUUCAGAGAUGGAAAUUGUAGCUUCAAAAAAUCCAAAAGUACAUGAUGAAGAAGUAGAUAUACUUUUAGAUCAAACUAUGAAUAGAGUAAAAUUAAUGACUGAUGAAAUCGUUUUCACAAAAUCAAAAACUUGGUUUGGUAAUGAAAAAACAGAGAAAAUCGGUGACAAUGCUGAUUGGAAUGCUAAAAUGUUUGAUGUUACAAAUGUAGAUUUAAAAAUUAUGGCAAGAAAACCAAAAAGACAACCAAAUCAUCCACAUUUUAAUAAAGAUCAACAACAAUUAGAAGGUAAAGAUAGUAGUAGUAGUGGUAGUGAUGAUGAUGAUAAUAAUAAUAAUAAUAAUAAUAAUAAAAUUACAACAAAUAUAGAUGAUAAUAAUAAUAAUAAUGAUGAAGAUGAACUUAAUCAAAAUCCAAUUGAACAAACAAAGAAAUAUAUUGAAUCAUUAAAAAAUGUAACUUAUGAAAUUAGAGAUAGUACAUUGAAAUCAAAAAUAAUGGAACCAGGUUAUUUUAAAGCACCAAAGAAUUUUGAUCCUUAUACACAUGAACAAAAUAUUAACAAGUCAAAGAUUAAAACUCAAGGUUUAUUAUGUGAUGGUGAAACCGUUAGUGAAAGACAUAAAUAUUUCAAGGGUACAAUUUGGAUAUCUGAGGAAUUCCCUAGAAAAGUCACUGAUCUAUUACCAAUUUUUGAAGUUUUAUCACCAACCAAUAAAUUGUUUAGUAGAUUAUGUGAAUUUAUCUCUUUGAAAUUACCAUCAGAUGGUUUUCCUGUUAAAUUGGAUUUACCAUUAUUUCCAACUAUUUCUGCAACUGUUAUCUUUACAAAAUAUAUUGAAAAGCCUGUUGAUAAAAAUUUAUUUACAAUUCCAUCUCAUUAUAUUGUAAAAACAACCCCACCAUCUUCAACAACAUUUACAAAAUAA